Gallus gallus (chicken) is the source of this 993-nucleotide messenger RNA. RefSeq names its product filamin C (gene FLNC). The record is from RefSeq and is marked provisional. Gene Ontology annotation, molecular function: actin filament binding. Lineage: Eukaryota; Metazoa; Chordata; Aves; Galliformes; Phasianidae. Gene Ontology annotation, biological process: actin cytoskeleton organization.
UCCGCAAUCCCCCCGCAGGUAUCUCCUUCACGCCGAAGGAGGUGGGGGAGCACGUGGUGAGCGUGCGGAAGGGGGGGCAGCACGUCACCAACAGCCCCUUUAAGAUCGUGGUGGGGCCGUCGGAGAUCGGCAACGCCGAGAGGGUGAAGGUGUGGGGCGCCGGGCUGAGCGAGGGGCGCACCUUCCAGCUGGCGCACUUCGUCGUGGACACGCGCAGCGCUGGGUACGGCGGUCUGGGGCUGUCGGUGGAGGGGCCGAGCAAGGUGGACAUCCACUGCGAGGACGCCGAGGACGGCACCUGCAAGGUGUCCUAUUGCCCCACCGAGCCCGGCAGCUACCGGCUCAGCGUCAAGUUCGCCGAGCGGCACGUGCCAGGGAGCCCAUUCACGGUGAAGGUGAGCGGGGAGGGCAGAGUGAAGGAGAGCAUCACCAGGGCCAGGCAGGCCGCCUCCAUCGCCGCCAUCGGCAGCGCCUGCGACCUCAACCUCAAGAUCCCAGGCAAUUGGUUCCAGAUGGUGUCAGCCCAGGAGCGUCUGACGCGCACGUUCACGCGCAGCAGCCACACUUACACGCGCACGGAGCGCACGGAGAUCAGCAAGACGCGCGGCGGGGAGACCACGCGGGAGGUGCGCGUGCAAGAGUCCACGCGCGUGGGAGCCGAGCCCUUCCACGGCGUCUUCGGGGGAUUCCUUGGAGGAUUCGGGGCGGCAGCGCGAGGACAGGAGGAUGCAGCCCCCCCGGAGCUGACGGCUCAGGUGCUCAGCCCUUCGGGGCAGCGCUCGGAGGCGGAGGUGCAGGCGGGGCCGGGAGGCGCCUAUAGGGUGCGCUUCGUGCCGGAGGAAUUGGGACCCCACAGCGUGGCCGUUAAGUUCCGGGGGCAACACGUGCCGGGCAGCCCCUUCCCGUUCACCGUCGGACCCCUCGGUGAAGGGGGGGCGCAUCGCGCCAGGGCUGGAGGGCCGGGGCUGCAGAGAGGGGUGGCCGGAGUGCCAG